Messenger RNA from Dermatophagoides pteronyssinus (European house dust mite), 1796 nucleotides. RefSeq names its product FAD-dependent oxidoreductase domain-containing protein 1-like. The record is from RefSeq and is a predicted model, not a curated record. Gene Ontology annotation, biological process: mitochondrial respiratory chain complex I assembly. NCBI's taxonomy places the organism in Eukaryota, Metazoa, Arthropoda, Arachnida, Sarcoptiformes, Pyroglyphidae. Gene Ontology annotation, cellular component: cytoplasm.
AAAUCAAAAUAAAUCACAUUUCAUUCAAUCAUGAAUGGUUUAAUUAAAAAAUCGUAUCAUUUUCCAAGAAAAAUAUUUCAAAUCUCAUUAUCAUCAUCAUCAUCAACAACUAGGCAAUUAUAUUAUCGAAAUUUUUCCUCAUCAUCAUCAUCAUCAUCAUCAUCUGGUGAUGAUGAUACAAACAAUCUUCCAACAACCAAACAAUCCGAUAAAGUAAUAGAAAAACCAAAACAAAAAGAAAAACUUGAACCACGAAAAAUUGUCGUACUUAAAGAUCAUGAAAAUGUUUAUGGUAUAAAAGAUAAAGAUGCUGAUAAUAAUGCUGUAAAUAUUGGUCCGGAUGGUGUUCCAUACAAUCCAAUGAAUGAUCCUUAUUAUAGUAAUGAAUUUAUGACAUAUAAAUAUCCACAAUAUUUUACAAAAUAUUUAGGUUUUAAACGUGCAAAAAAUAUUGUUAAAGAAGAUAUAUCAAUAUUGACUAAAGGACGUAUACAUAAAACACGUGAAGAACUUGGUUGUCCAAAUCAUGUUGAUAUUUGUAUAUUUGGUGGUGGUAUUAUCGGUACGGCUAUUGCUUAUUUUCUUAAGGAAAAAGCACCUUUCGGUUAUAAAAUUGCUGUGAUUGAAAGAGAUCCUAGUUUUACAAGAUGUUCAACAGCAUUAAGUACCGGUGGUUUACGUCAACAAUUUUCAUUGGAAGAAAAUAUUCUUAUGGCACAAUAUUCAGCUGAAUUUAUUCGAAAUGCACGAAAACAUUUGAGUAUAUUGGAUGGUGAACCACCGGAUCUUAAUUAUCAUCCACAAGGUUUUCUUACAUUAGCCGAUGAAUCACAAGCCGAACAAUUAAUAAGAAAUCAUCAAAAACAAAUCGAAAUGGGAACAUUAGUCGAAUUAUAUACGGCCGAAAGAUUAAAGGAAAAAUUUCCAAUGAUCAAUACUGAUGGUAUUGUUCUUGGUUCAUAUGGUGUACAAAAUGAAGGAUGGUUUGAUCCAUUAGCAUUGUUGGUAGCAUUCAAAGCUAAAGCUCAAUUUUUUGGCACUGAAUUUGUUAAUGCAGAAAUAUUGGAUUUUAAUUUCAAUUAUGAUUAUCAUUAUGAACAAACAACUUGUAAUUAUGUAGUUGUUCGUGAACCAGAUGGUAAUGUUCGUCAUGUUGAAUUUGGUUUAGGUGUUAUUGCAACCGGUUAUGAAUCACAUAAAAUAGCUAAAUUUUUAGGUUAUGGUGAAAAUGUUAAUGAUUGGCGUUCAGCUGUAAAUUUUCCAAUCGAACCAAGAAAACGUUAUGUUUAUGCAUUCAAUAGUAAAGAUGGACCGGGAUUAAAUUUUCCAUUUCUAAUUGAUACAACCGGUACUUAUUGUCGACGUGAAGGUCUUGGUGGAAAUUUUAUCUGUGGUAGAUCACCAUCCAAUGAUGAAGAACCUGAUAUCGAUACACUUGAUGUUGAUUAUUCUUAUUUUGAUCGUCGAAUAUUACCAUUAUUAAAACAUCGGGUAGAACCAUUCGAAUCGGAUAUCAAAUUAAAAGGCGCUUGGGCCGGUUAUAUUGAUUAUAAUCGUAUCGAUCAAAAUCCAUUAAUUGGACAGGAUCCAUUUUUUAAAAAUCUUAUUUGGGCAACUGGAUUUGGUGGUUUAGGUGUACAAAUGUCACCGGCAAUUGGUCGUGCUAUGAUGGAAUUUUUAUUAAAUUCACAAUAUCAAACAAUCGAUUUACGUGCAUUUAGCUGGGAACGUUUAUUCAACAAUCAACCAUUAAAAGAAGCUUAUCAAUAUUAAAUUAGUUAAUUUUGUUUUUUUUG